This is a messenger RNA of Hydra vulgaris (swiftwater hydra), 450 nucleotides long. RefSeq lists its product as uncharacterized. The record is from RefSeq and is a predicted model, not a curated record. Lineage: Eukaryota; Metazoa; Cnidaria; Hydrozoa; Anthoathecata; Hydridae. Gene Ontology annotation, molecular function: nucleic acid binding.
AUGCCUUUGCAUGCAUUUUCAAGAACAGCUGUUGAUUUUUGUGGUCCAUUUAUAACAGUGCAAGGAAGAGCCAAUAAAGGAGUUAAAUGGCAUUUUAAUACUCCAAUCGGACCACAUUUUGGAGGAGUCCAUGAAACGAUGAUCAAGUCAGCAAAGAAAGUUAUAUACAAUAUUCUGGGUAAUGCCGAUAUUAAUGAUGAAGAACUGAUGACAGCAUUUACAGGUGCAGAAUCAUUGAUCAACUCAAGACCUUUAAAAUACCAGGUUUGCAAUCCUGACAAUGAUAUUCCGUUAACACCGAAUCCUUUCUUACAUGGUCGAGAAGGUGGCGAAUUUGCACCGGAAAACGUUGAUACUGAGGAUUUUAGCAUAAAAAAACGUUGGCGCAGAAUCCAAGAACUUACCGUCACUUUUGGAAGAGAUGGUUACGGGAGUGGCUUCCCACCUUAA